CUUUGAUUACGGACAGACAUGUAUGGAUAUCCCCACAUACCCGCAUGUAGACACGUGUACACACACACACGGUCUCACACUCACAUAAGACACAGACACAGACAUAUACGCUAUCAGUGAUCUUACGUAAUUCAGUAAAGUACGUCUCGUAGAUAUAAAAUUGAUCAAUUCUGCCACCCUCAUCAGAUAUAAACAACUCGAGAUAUAAACAACAUUGAUAUAAGACGUACUGUUAUAACUGUAUAAAGAGAUAGACACUAUCUUAAAUAAGUCUCUAUGAAAUGCAUUUGCAGAUAACAGAAAAAAUAAAAGUUAAGAAUACUUAGUCUCACAGAAUGCUCUUGAUGGAAUAUUUGACAUUCAUCGCAGACUAAAAGUAGAUAUUUUGAAAUACGAAUUACUAAUGACUCCAUGAAGGUAAUUAGAUAUAUAGCCAUAUAAUUAUAGAUGAAUCAUUUCUACGCACCUAAAGUAAAAUUAGGACAAGCAUAGAAUUUAUUUUUUACCCAAACAAAGCAAUGGAGAAAAUGUAUGUAUACAUUUACAAAAAAUAAAAUAAAGUAUACUCUAGAUCAGAGAAAAAAAAAACAUACCAUAGAAAAUACGUAUAAGAAAUUCCGUACCUAAAACAAAAACAACCAGAAACCACAUAUUUCGCCCAAAUCGAUAACAUUAAAUAAAAUCCAAAUAAAAUAAAUAUAAUUACAAAUACCCACCACCACAACAACACCAGAAAAAAAACAUUAAUAAAAAAUAUAAUAGAUUAGGUCCGUAGUCCCCUCCCCUCAGCUGACUCACGGGGUGUUGUUGUUGUUGUGGCUGCGAGGGAGGAAAAUCGUGUCCUUUUUUCCCUUCUUUUCCUCUCUGGAGUUGGAACUUAGGCCAGACGAUGAGCGGCAUGUCCCGGAAACGCAGCCACGCAGAGGCCCUGGUGCCGGCCGUCGACACCAGCAAAGAGUUCAGCCUCGCUCCCGUGGCCCCCCCACUCAAGAAACCAACGAAAGGCGAGAAAAAUUCGUCCGCCAGAAUGAGGGGUUCCCAUCACCAGGCCCUGGGUGGCAAAGCAACUCGGCUAGGGGGUAAGGCGAAACGUCAUCCCACCGCAGAAAAACUAGACAAGUUUGCGCUGAUGGCGACGAUUUGCAAACCUGCACCCUUUACAAACGACGAGGAGGCGAUCCGCGACAGAGAAGCCUGCGACUACACACAACGAAUCACCCUAGAGAUGGCGAGGGCAGGCACAGCUCCCCGGCCCAUUAGGGUCUAUGCAGAUGGAAUCUACGACCUCUUCCACCAGGGCCACGCAAGGCAGCUCAUGCAGGCCAAGAAUUUGUUCCCCAAUGUAUACCUCAUUGUUGGAGUGUGCAGUGACGCCCUAACCCACAGUCGAAAGGGCCGUACAGUUAUGUCUGAAGAUGAGAGAUACGAGGCCGUUCGCCACUGCCGUUAUGUAGAUGAGGUGGUGCCAGAUGCCCCUUGGAGCUUAGAUGACGAAUUCUUGGAUAAACACAAGAUUGAUUUUGUGGCUCAUGACGAUAUUCCGUACACAACUGGCAGCGCUACCGAUGUGUAUGCGCACAUCAAAGAACGAGGCAUGUUUGUCACAACGGAACGAACAGAAGGGGUGUCCACUAGUGACGUAGUAUCAAGGAUUGUUAAGGAUUAUGACGUUUAUGUCAGAAGAAAUUUAGCUCGAGGAUACAGUGCAAAGGAUCUUAAUGUAUCGUAUAUUAAUGAGAAGAAGUACCGGCUACAGAACAAGAUUGACGACCUCAAGAAGAAGGGCAAGGAAAUGUUCGAGGAUAUUGAAGGCAAGAAGACUGACCUCAUCAGCAAGUGGGAGGAGAAGAGCAGAGAGUUCAUCGACACCUUCCUCAUGCUCUUUGGCCGCGACGGGAGGCUCACCCAGUACCUCACCGAGAAGAAGGACUCGGUCAUGAGUGCCCUGUCCCCCCCCUCAUCCCCCAAGGCCAUCAGCCAGUCCUCCGAAGAUUGUAACAGCCCUCCAGCCAAGUCCACCAAGUUUGACUUCUCGCUGCGCGGCGGUGGAUCGCUGGUGGAUGACGAUUACUCUGACGACGAGUACGAACCUGCGUCCAUGUGAGAACUGCCUUCUCCCCAUUUUCGAGGCCCAGCACGGCCCCAGGCAGCCAGCCCAGUACACCACCGAUCCCAGAACCAGUACUGUUGCAUCGUCUCGCAGAUUGUGAAAGCACUUAAGAAAUGUUACGACUUGAUUUCCCGGUAUUUCAGUGACCUAAGGAAGUGAAGUGAAUUAGUAUCUUUUCUGUCAGUCUUUUUUUUUGGAUUUUCCUUCUUUUUUUGAUUAUCCUUCUU
This is a messenger RNA of Penaeus indicus, 2337 nucleotides long. RefSeq names its product choline-phosphate cytidylyltransferase B-like. Lineage: Eukaryota; Metazoa; Arthropoda; Malacostraca; Decapoda; Penaeidae. The record is from RefSeq and is a predicted model, not a curated record. Bases 890 to 2104 code for a protein of 404 amino acids. The transcript is spliced from 9 exons. Gene Ontology annotation, molecular function: choline-phosphate cytidylyltransferase activity; phosphatidylcholine binding. Gene Ontology annotation, biological process: CDP-choline pathway.